UGAUUCUCCUAUUUCGAUCAUCAUCGUCUUCUUCUUCUUCUUCUUCAUCUCUCUCUGUUCGGCUUCUGCUUCACCGAUGGAGAAUGACAACACCGCCGCCGCCGACAACAACACCGCCACCGCCGCCGUCACCGUCACGGCCAAAACCGGUUCAGGAGAAGUUGUGAAAUCCACCAACCACAACCAUGAAGAAGAGCAUUCCAAUUCCAAUGGCGAGGAGCACAUGACAGAGAAACUGGAAGAAGAAGAAAAUCGAGAGGAAGGUGAAGAAGAAGAAGAAGGAGAAGGAGGAGAGCAGCCAACUGGAUCUGCACCCAACCCUCGCCAGCCUUCCAGAACCCCUUUCUCCAAUCUCAGCCAGGUCGACGCUGACCUCGCCCUCGCUCGAACCCUUCAGGAGCAGGAAAGGGCAUACAUGAUGCUGAGAAUGAAUAAUGAUGGAAGUGACUAUGGAAGUUGGGAGGGUGGAAGCUAUUUGCAUGAUGAAGGGGAUGAUUUUGAUGAUCUGCAUGAUGGGAGUGAUGUGGAUGAGGAUGAGGAUGGCGAUGAAGAUGAUGGCGAUGAGGAGGGAUAUGAGACUGAAGAUGCAUUUGAUGUCCAUGCUCAUGCUGGCGCUGGAGAACAUCCAAUCAUUGAAUUUGACCCAGAUGUGUUUUCAAGUGAUGAAGCCUAUGCAAGAGCAUUACAAGAGGCUGAAGAGAGGGAAAUGGCUGCUAGGCUGUUAGCUCUUGCUGGGAUACAUGAUGUGGAGCCUGAGGACAUGGAGGAGCAUGGUGGUAAUUCACAGGAUGCUUGGGAGGAUGUUGAUCCAGACGAACUUUCCUACGAGGAACUACUAGCAUUGGGUGAAGUAGUUGGAACUGAAAGCAGAGGUCUUACAACAGAUACUAUUGCCUCUUUGCCUUCAAUCAAGUACAAGACUGGGAAUGAUCAACAUGGAAGCAAUGAUUCGUGUGUUAUUUGUCGGGUGGACUAUGAGGAUGACGAGUCCUUGACAGUUCUUUCCUGCAAACAUCUGUACCAUCCUGAGUGCAUUAACAAUUGGUUGAAAAUAAACAAGGUUUGCCCUGUUUGCAGUACUGAGGUAUCUGCUUCUGGGAGCAACUUAUAGGAGAAUUCCAUAGUUCUUAAACUUCUUGGCUUCAAAUUGAAGAAAAUUUGUGCAAGUUGGGAGUUUUUACCCCGUUAUUUAAGUAGCAUUGCUUUGUUGGGGUGAUAGUCAUUGUGCUUUACUGUAUCAAACUCCUACAUUUUAAAUGUAACUUAAACUUUUGGAUUCAGCUCUCUAGUUUGUCUUUUUACUUUUUUUAAAAUGGAAUGACUGGCAUUAUAGGGGCCAGUUUUUUUUACA
This is a messenger RNA of Lotus japonicus, 1351 nucleotides long. RefSeq names its product E3 ubiquitin ligase BIG BROTHER-related. The record is from RefSeq and is a predicted model, not a curated record. Lineage: Eukaryota; Viridiplantae; Streptophyta; Magnoliopsida; Fabales; Fabaceae. The coding region runs from base 77 to 1111 and encodes 344 amino acids. The transcript is spliced from 7 exons.